Drosophila busckii is the source of this 2885-nucleotide messenger RNA. RefSeq lists its product as uncharacterized. The coding region runs from base 120 to 2738 and encodes 872 amino acids. The transcript has 11 exons. Gene Ontology annotation, molecular function: protein dimerization activity; DNA-binding transcription factor activity, RNA polymerase II-specific; RNA polymerase II transcription regulatory region sequence-specific DNA binding. Gene Ontology annotation, biological process: regulation of transcription by RNA polymerase II. The record is from RefSeq and is a predicted model, not a curated record. Lineage: Eukaryota; Metazoa; Arthropoda; Insecta; Diptera; Drosophilidae.
AAUACAUUUCCAUAUACUACACUGUGCUCGGCUUGUUGUGUACCCUACCUGCUGUACCCCAAAUGGAUAUCACAAAUUAAAUCUUUUGAGCAAAGCAAAUAUUGGCAAACGUGUUGGCAAUGUACGCGGAUAAACGUGGCUUAGAUAAGCCCAAUGUGGCAACAGCAGCAGCAGCAGCAGCGGCAGUAGCAGUGACACACUUGGGUACGCACCCAUUGCAGCAGCAACAGCAGCAGCAGCAGCAACAUCAUCAUGUAUUGCAGUUGCAGCAGCAGCAGCAACAUCAACAGCAGCAACAUCACAUGCAACAUAUGCAUGCGCAUCAUAAUUUUCAGCAACACGAAACGGUCAGCUUGUCACAGCAGCAACACUUGCAACAGCAACAGGCUGCCCAGCAGCAGCAGCAACAGCAACAGGCCAGCCAACAACAACAGCAACAGCAGCAGCAGCAGCAACAGCAACAACAGGCAGCCGGCAUGUUUACAAGAUUCGAUGCAAACAAGUCGACCAAGGGCGCCUCGAAGAUGCGGCGGGAUCUUAUAAAUGCCGAGAUAGCCAAUCUGCGGGAUCUGCUGCCGUUGCCGCAAUCGACGCGCCAAAGACUGUCCCAGCUGCAGCUGAUGGCAUUGGUUUGUGUUUAUGUGCGCAAAGCCAACUACUUUCAACAAGUAUUUAAGCGACACAAUGCGCUGCAUCAACAUCAUCAGACAGCAACACCAAAUAUUGGCUUCUCAAAGGCGCUUUCCGGCUUUCUAAUGAUGCUCACACAAAAUGGCAAAUUGCUCUAUAUAUCGGAUAAUGCUGCCGAGUACCUGGGACAUUCCAUGGAGGAUCUGUUAAUACAUGGCGAUUCCGUUUACGAUAUUAUUGACAAACAGGAUCACGCAACCAUACAGGCCGAACUGAAUCGGAACGUGCCACCGCAGCCAGGUGGCAAUGUGAGCAGCAGCGAUGCCACUUCAGCCAGCAAUGGUGGUGCAUCCACUUUGGAAGGCGAGCAUCGCAUGUUUCUCUGUCGCAUGAACGUUAGUCGCAAUGCGCGACGCCAAAUGCGUUUCGGUGAUCAAAAGGUCGUUUUGGUGCAGGGUCACUAUUUGUCAUUUUUGCCGCUCUGCAGUCGCAACGAGCCCGUCUUCUUGGCCACCUGCACACCCAUCGCCAUGCCCGAGACGCGUGAGUGUGUGGUGCAGGGCGCCACCAAUGUCUUCACCACCAUACACUCCAUGGAUAUGAAAAUCGCGCACAUCGACAAGAACGGCGAAUUUCACUUGGGCUAUGAUAAGGCGACGCUCCAGGGCACGUCCUGGUAUAAUCUCAUACACAGCGAGAAUCUGCGUGAGGCUCAAAGCAAACACAGGCUAAUUACGCAAUCGGAGCAGGAUCGCAGCUGUAUACUCUUGGUGCGCAUGCAGCGCUCCAGCGGCGACUACACCUGGGUGCAUGUUGUGUUGCAAGUGCGCGACAGUCCGGACUCUACGCAACAGCCCGUUAUAGUCUGCACCAAUCAAGUUCUAAAUGAACGCGAGGCUACCAUAAUGCUGGCCAACUCCUGGCUCUACCACUACUACACAGUGCAGUCCAAGAUACAGUUUGGCAUGCCACUCGAGAGCGCCAUGCGUGUUACGUCGGCGAGCAGCACUGGCGGCUAUUACAGCACGCAUCAGCAGCCACAUGGCGGCGGUACAGCGGGCAUCAAUCUGGGCAUGUCCGGUGCGGCGGUGGGCAUGGCGAGUGUAUUUGGCGCACAGCAUGCGCAUCAUCAUCAUCAUGCGGCGGCGGCGUAUCAUCAUCAUCAUACGCAUAUGGGUGCCACCUAUGGCGGUGUGUAUCAUGCCGAGGGUGCCUUGGAGCUGAAAGAGGAUCAGCAGCUGUACGGCUUUCAAGCGACUGCGCCCAGUGGUGGCGGCGGUCUGGAGCCCGUGGAUUAUAGUCAGGUAAAUGGCGCUGCAUCAAGCAGUCAAAAGUCCACGCGUUCCACAGCAUCACCGCCGCCGCCCAAGAAGCGUGCGCGCAACAAACUGGAGCCGCUCUAUCUGCAUGCCGAACGUUCACCCGCCGCAGUCAUUACGCCGGAGCCGGAUUGCUAUGCCUUACAGCCUGCUUAUGCUUCAGGUGGCGGUGGCGGUGCUUUGUCCAGCAGCAGCGAUGCAGCCACUUCAGUUAUCUAUGCCACUAUUGUGCCCACACGUCCGCGUUUGCCAAACAAAGCGCUGCCGCCCGAUCCGGCGGACUUCAUAGAGCAAUGGAAUCCCAGUCCGCCUUGGUCCGAGUCCGCGCAGAAGGCUUCGCUGGAUAGCUUUGGCUCGUCGCAUGAACUUAGUCCCUGCAUUACAACCACUCCGCCCACGCCUACAAGUGCCACACCCCAUCAUGGCGGCAUCAGCUCACAAACUAUUGGACCUGCGUUCAGCUUUGAGUGGAUGUCCGAUCCGCUGGUGCCUGUAGCCUAUCAGCAAUGGCCAGCAGCAACAGGUGAUCAUCAUCAGCAUUUGUCACAGCAUCUGGCAGCAGCACAGCAACAACAGCAGCAGCAACACCAUCAUCAGCAGCACCACCUUCAAACGCAGCAGCAACACCAAACGCACCACACACACUUAAACGCGCCACAAGCACCACAAUUAACGCUGCAUGGCGGUGUGCACGUGGCGCGCGUGGAACUUGCCGCCGAUUUAGUGGCUGCGGGCACGGGCCGUGCUGAUGCCCCCGAACCGGUCGAGGAUAGAGAUACGAAAAAUUAGUGACCUGCGCAUUAUGCAAAGCUCGGAAUAACCCAACGCGGCUCAGCGUGCAACGGGCAGGUGAUAAUCACACUUAAAUUAAUUGCCACUUGUCAUCUUAGCGUUUACAUUAUUAUUUUUAUCUAACUCGAAACAAAACACAAGCAC